Molecule: messenger RNA, 2094 nt
Organism: Lentinula edodes (shiitake mushroom)
Lineage: Eukaryota; Fungi; Basidiomycota; Agaricomycetes; Agaricales; Omphalotaceae
Product: Metallo-dependent phosphatase-like protein
Exons: 9
Coding region: 1-2094 (697 amino acids)
Cellular component (GO): cytoplasm
Molecular function (GO): phosphoprotein phosphatase activity
Source: RefSeq, a predicted model, not a curated record
AUGUCAUUUCUAUACCGUUCCUUGCGCUUUCUGCGCUCGAUGUGUGCACCCAUAACAGCGGUCAUUUGCUUCUCUUGUCUCCUCACGUUCAUUUUUAUCUUAUAUCAACCAACACCUGGACCCGGCAUAAAACAAAGACUGGGCUGGCAAAGCUGGGACUCGAUUUCCAUGAGUAGCGAGGAUCUAGCUGCAGCAUCUUCAACAUCAAAUGGAAGUACUAGUCAGGAUCAAGGUGGAAAUUCCAGUAUCGAACUGCCGGAAGGGGUCGACUGGUGGAAUGUCAGUGGUAUCCCAGGAUCAGGUCAGGAUAAGGUCGAUACAACUAGUUUUCCUUUGGAUGUUUGGGCUCCGUUAUUGCCUCACGAUACUGGUCUAUCAGAAGUAUCCGUAACCCAUUGCUACAUGGACCCAAUAAUUGCUGGAGACUUGUGCGCGCCUUCGACUACGACAGAAAAGGACGCUAUCCGUGGGCCUUGGGUUCGUGUGGACCGGAAUCUGAAUGAUGAAUCCGGUUAUAUGAGUGGCUUUCUUAGCAUAUGGUACCGUCGUACUCGUCGCCUUGACAUCAAUCUCAUCGACUCAAUACGCCUCCUCCCUUCUCAGGAAGAACCAUCCCCUCUUGAUGGCUGGACCAAAGUCGAUAAAUCCCUUCGCACAGGUGUCUAUCACGCUAACCCGCUUUUCCUUUGGUAUCAUGUUGGCAAAACCGCGGGUGAGAUGACUUCAGACGACAAAGCCCAAAUUAUCACAGAAAUAGACGUCUUGUUCGGAGAAGACGUACCGUGGUGGGGAUUCGAAAAACUUGAGCCUCCUACGAUGUACAGAAAAGACGACAUAGUUGAGGGAACCUACAUUACUAUCCGGAAAGGUGUCCAUCCUGUACCGAAAGCACCCCCACUGCAUUUUUCAAGAGAUGGCAAAUUCAAAAUUAUGCAGAUUGCGGAUUUGCACUAUUCGGUGUCUGUUGGCAGCUGUCGGGAUAUGCGUACGGGCGAAACGUUGGAUAAACUAUGUACAUCCCCGGAUGGGCCUGGAUCGGACAACCUUACCAAUACACUCCUGGCGCGUAUGCUGGAUGCGGAGAAGCCGGAUCUUGUAGUUUUUACAGGUGAUCAGCUCAAUGGACAAGGCUCGUCGUGGGACCCUAGGAGUGUUCUCGCAAAGUUUGCGAAGGAAGUAUGGGGAAGAGGGAUUCCUUGGGCAGCGGUUUUUGGAAAUCAUGAUUCUGAGAAUGGUAUGGACAGAGAGGAUCAAAUGAAACUGAUGGAGGCCAUGCCCUAUAGCUUAGCUCAGAGAGGACCACGAGACUUGCACGGAGUCGGAAAUUAUGUUCUCAAAGUUCUUAGUGCAGAUCCUUCAAUGACCCACCUGCUCACCCUCUACUUUCUGGACUCCGGCUCCUAUUCGAAAGGGUUCUUUAACUUCUGGGGAAUGUUCACACCCACUGCGUAUGAUUGGCUGAGACAGGAUCAAAUUGAUUGGUUCUUAAGGGAGAGUGCUUCAAUAAACAUGAUAGAGAGACCAUUCACCCCAGAUGGCGCUAAAGACUUAUCAUCAAUAAAUUGGGCCCGACAGACCGACCAGUUAACACCACAAACACACAGACUUGCCAAACCCAAUGCGAUGAUGUUCUUCCACAUGCCUUUACCUGAAGCCUAUUCCACUCCAGACAAGAAUCCCAGCACCCAACGGCCGUUAGACGUGGGUUUGAGCGGACUCGAGCCAAACGGAAACGCGGAUUCUUCCGAUGGGUUUUUCGAGAAGGCGUUGUUGAACGCUACAGAGAGCAUUCACGUUAAUGCACAGGCAGGGUCUGAGACGCGUCCGAAGCAGGAAGUGAAGGUGGUAGCUAAUGGCCAUAGUCACAUUACGGAAAAUUGUCGACGCGUGAAGGGAGUUUGGAUGUGCUUUGGUGGUGGAGGAUCAUAUUCUGGAUAUGGCAAAGUCGGAUUUGACCGUCGAUUCCGGGUGUAUGAGAUCUCCGAAUACGGGGAAAAGAUUCGUACAUGGAAACGCUUGGAGGGGGUCGAAGCUGAGCCUGAAGGCCAUGUUGUUGAUGAUAUGGUUCUGGUUGGACCCGGUGCUACACCGUAA